AACGUUAUAAGGUUGGCCUUUUCCGGAACGUUUCGCUGUGUUUACACUACCGGAGACAGGAGGCCGCGGCUCCUUCGACGUUUCACUAGCAGAAAAACUUUCAAUUGGAAGCUUUAGCUGUGGCAGUAGAGUCGAAGUCAGACAGGUGAUGAGUUGAAGACUGAAGGCUGGCUGAUUGUUAGGGACCAUGGAGGAUGACUGCAGGCCUCUGCUGGGCCCAGAUCCCACUGGGGACAGCCCCUCCCACAGAGGCUCAGCUGGGUCACUGGACAUCAGAACUAAACGGCCUUUCUAUGUGGAGCCCAGGAACAUUGUAAGUAAUGACCCUCAGGAGAGGAUCUCUGCUGAGGCUGCCAUCCUGAACAGUAGAGUCCAUUACUACAGCAGACUGACAGGGUCCUCUGACACAAUGCUGAGUCCUCCAAACCAUGUGAUCCCCACUCCAGAGGAGAUGUACGUCUACAGCCCUCUCGGGAUGGCUUUCAAGGUUCCAGACAGCGAGCAGGCUGCUAAGAACCCCAGCAUUGUCACCAUCUUUGCCAUAUGGAACACCAUGAUGGGGACAUCCAUACUCAGCAUACCGUGGGGUAUUAAGCAGGCUGGUUUCACUCUGGGAAUUAUCAUCCUCAUCUUCACUGGCCUGCUAAUGCUGUACUGCUGUUACAUUGUCAUCAAAUCACCAAAGGCAAUUAGGGGUGUGGACACAUCCAGCUGGGAAUUCCCUGAUGUUUGCAGGUUCUACUUUGGAAAGCUUGGCCAGUGGUCCAGCUUGGUCUUCUCCAUGGUCUCUCUUGUUGGAGCCAUGGUGGUAUACUGGGUCCUAAUGUCCAACUUCCUCUACAACACUGGGCAGUUCAUCUACAACCAUGCUCACAACGUCAGCACAUCCGAUUCAGAGUAUGGAACCAACGGCUCUGAUAGAGUUAUCUGCCCAUACCCUAAAACUCACCCUGGAAGAAAUGACUCCAUGACCAGUCUGUGUAGCAGCUCCUCUGGGAAUGACUCGUCUGGGAGCAGCUUUGAUCACUACUGGAGUAAAACCGGCACUAUCCCUCUCUACCUCAUCAUCCUGCUGCUGCCACUGCUCUGCUUUCGCUCUGCCUCUUUCUUUGCCAGGUUCACUUUCUUUGGCACUAUAUCAGUCAUCUAUCUGAUUGUGCUGGUCACAAUCAAAGCUUCCCGCCUUGGCUUCCAUCUAGAGUUCCACUGGUUUGAUCCGUCCAAGUUCUACGUUCCAGAGUUCAGGCUGUUUUUUCCUCAGCUGACUGGUGUGCUCACCCUGGCCUUCUUCAUUCACAACUGCAUCAUCACAUUGAUGAAGAGCAACAAAAACCAAGAAAAUAACGUAAGGGACCUGUCCUUGGCUUAUCUUCUCGUUGGAGGGACAUAUAUGUAUGUGGGCGUGUUGAUCUUUGCUGCCUUUCCCUCACCUCCUCUCUCCAAAGACUGCAUUGAACCAAACUUUUUAGAUAACUUCCCCAGCAGUGAUGUGAUGGUGUUUGUGGCUCGAGUGUGCUUGCUGUUCCAAAUGAUUACUGUCUAUCCUCUGCUGGGUUAUUUGGUACGAGUCCAGAUUAUGGGUCAGCUGUUUGGAAAUCAUUAUCCCGGUUUCAUUCACAUUCUUGUGCUGAAUAUUCUCAUUGUUGGAGCUGGAGUUCUAAUGGCCAUGUUUUAUCCCAACAUUGGAUCUAUAAUACGAUUUUCUGGAGCAAUAUGUGGACUGGCCUUAGUGUUUCUACUUCCUACUUUAGUGCACAUGUUCUCCCUGAGAGAGCAGGGGAGACUCACCUGGCAGUCAGUCCUUUUCCACAGUUUCCUCAUCGUUCUGGGUGUGGCCAACCUGAUGGCUCAGUUUUUUAUGUAGAAAACAACUAGGCAAUAAUUUAAAGAUGAGAAAAUGUAAUGGAAGGUUUAGCUGCUACCACCUAACUGGUGUGGUUUAAAUAUCUCCGCAACAGGCUCCAAACAUACAGUAUGCAAGCAUUUACAUACAUAUUUAUUUCAAUAUGUACUUCAUAUUCAAAUAAAUGUAUAACCAUUAGUUGUUUGAACUUACAUUGAGUAAAGAAUGUUUUGAACAUGUCAAUAUUUUCUCUGUUUAAAUAUUUCUAAAAUGGCCAUUGGCAGAGUUUAGGAAUAGCCCAAGUAAUCCACACAUAUGAAGAAAUCAAGCAAAUUAGUCCACAAAGUCAGUUAUGAGUAAACAAAUGGAUUGAAAUGGGGAACAUGUGAAGAAUAGCAUCUUCUACAUAUCUCUUCUACAGAUAUCUCUCUUAGCCUUCAAAAAGUUUUUUUAUAAUGAAAAUAUUUCACAGUUGCUAUCUGGAGAUUACACACAGUUGCACAGGAGAGAGGUGGGGUCACCUUGAACAGGUCACCAGUCCAGCACAGGACAAACAAUCAUGCACACAUUCAUACCUCAUGAGAAUUUAGACAGACCAGUCAACCUAAACAUCAUGAUUUUGGACUGGGGGAGGAACCCAGAGUACCCUGAGAGAACCUACGCAUGGACAGGGAGAACAGGAAGAGUCCAUGCCGGGAAUCGAACCCAGGACCUUCUUUCUGCAAGGCAGCAAUGAUACGAACUGCUCCACCACACAACAAAAAGCAUACUGUUCCUAAACAUAGUCAUGGCAGUCAGUGGUUACAACUGCAUCCCCCCCAAAGGUUUUAUUGGCUCUAGUGGCCUUUAUUUGACAGUAAAUUGGGUAUUUAGAGAAGGGGGAAGACAUGCAGCACCGGGAAUUGAACCUGCGACAGCCGCAUCGAGGGCUAAAGCCUCUAUAUGUGGGUUGUGCUUAAUCCCUGUGCCAUCUCAACAUCCCACAGCUGCAUUUUUAAACUUCUGAAACUUACUAGUGAGCCCUGUUGGAAUUAUUAUCCGAAAGUGGAACAAACAUGACUUCACCACAAACCAGCCAGGUGGCCCAUUUAAGAUUUCUGAAAGAGCAGUCAAAAGAAUAACUAGAAUUGUCCAAGAGCCAAGAACCACUUGCAGAAAGUUGCAGGUGCAUUUUCUCCAGGUAAGCAAUAAGUGGCUUCUAUGCACAGUGACUGCACAAGACGUCACCCCGGAAGAACGUCUGCUGCAGAAGAUUUGGACAAGUGUGCAAAAUUCUGAGAGAAGACAGUCUGGUCUAAUGAGGCCAAUGUAAUCGCUCACAUCAAGUUUAAAGAAAGAAUGGUUCUGUACAUCACUCUGGAAACACCAUGCAAAGGUGACAUUAGCAGGUGGAAACAUCACAGUGUGGGCUCUGUUACAGCACCUGGUUCUGGGAGGCUUCAUAUAAUCCAAGGAAAGAUAGAUAGAUUUACUAGGAAACUGUUGAUAAGAAUGUGAGAAUGAAACAAAUGUUAAUUUGAAGCAAGUUUCAAACACAGCCAAGGAAACUCUUAACUCAUUUCUGAGAAAUAAAGUAAAACUGUUGGGAUGGCUCAAUCACCUAUCUUAAAUGAAAAUAUAUGGAAAGAGCUGAAUGUGCAAUUAAAGGAACCCUGACAACCUUUAAGAUUUGGAGACAUUUUGUCUGAGACAAUAGGUUCCAUUCCAUGUUUCAUUCUAUUUUUUUAGUCAUUAAAUUGACUGGUGGAUUUAUUUGCUCUGAUUAUGUUAGUGGAUUGCUUGGGUGUGAGUUGAUGCUGAUGGUGGUCUGGUGUUAAUUUUAUCUCGGUGUCCCCAUUAGAACAUUUAAGCUGAGAAAAAUGUUGACAUGUUUAAUACUAAUUUUACCAGCCUCAUUUUAAUUCAGGCCAACCUUUGUUUAUUUGACUUUGCUUAUACAGAGAUUAAAAACAGACAGAUGGACAUGAAGGCACAAGAGACUCGUACAUUAGAAAAUAUCAAACUAAUCAGACAAAUAUAAUAAAGAUAAAGACUCCAGGGAAUAUGGACCUCAGGGGAAGCAGUUGUGUAGAGUAGCAGGAAAAGAAAAUGUAUAAAUAUACAUAAAAUAAUCAUAAACUAAAUGGUAAACUGAUUUGAGAAAAUACCAAUAUAGACAAAAACAUUACAAUAACUGCAAAAAUGGUAACUUAUAUAGAAACAACAAAGAACAUAUAGAUACUUGUUAGAUACUUGUAAUGUACUAGCAAUAAUUAAAAAUAAUAAACUUUAAGAGAUGACAAAUAUAAACCAAAACCACCAAACUGAAUAGAUGUCUUUAGAAUGCUGUUCAAGACGUCCAAGCUCUCAGCUGGCCUCUGAUCUUCAGGCUUGGCCCACAGUAGACGGCCAUAACGAUGCCUCACCUUGUGAUUUAGUUCUCACUGUAGGUACCAGCAGCCGACCGUUUUCAGAAGACAGAAGCAGUUCUCAUAAGUGGGGUGGACUACAACAUUACGGCCAUUACGUUUUAAAUACCACUAAGAAUACCUUAAAAUCAAUUCCAAAAUGCACACCAACUUUAAUUGCAGACUUUAAAGUUGCCGUGAUGUGAGCUCAGCUUCUGGUCCUCGACUAGCAGAGUUCUGAAUUAGCUGUAAUAGAGCUAUUAUUUUUCCAGCAAGAUCAGGAAGCAGAGUAUUGCUAUAAUUGAUUGUACCAGCUGUAAAAGUGUGAAUCAAAGUUUCUGUAUUGGAUUAUUAGAGAAAUAGUUACAGUCUUGCAAUGUUCCUCAAAUGAUAAAAAUGUGUUUCUGGUGACAUUCUUGAUAUGGUUUCUGAAACCAUAGUUUGAAUCAAAUAUGUUUUUCAAUUUUGAUGAAGGAAAUUCUCAUAAUUUAAUAUGUAAAAAAAAAAAAAAAAACUGCUUCAAAGUGCCUGGAUGGAUGUGGGCUCAUAAAUGCACUAAUAAACGGAGGUGUUUGUCAUCAGCAUAACUAUGAAAGUUAAUGCCAUGUCUCCUAAUGAUGUAUGCCAACAGUUGGUGGGUGGCAUAUAAGGAUUCAAAAUAUUGGGACUCAAUGCUGAGCCUUGGUGGACACAGAUUACUUGUGUAAAACUGGGAUGCUGUUACUUUAGUUGAUUAAGGAAAAGCUUCUCCACAUUUAGCUAAAAACACAGCAGAUUAGAAUAAAGACAUUGAGUUCACAACAGCAGACUUAAAGACAGUUGUGAAACCCAAUGUCCCGCUCCAUAUAAAAAGAAUAAUUAAUAUUAAGAGCAUAAUUUUGAAAAAGAUAUGGUUCUAAAGAGUCUAAAGAUAUUUUUCUGUUUUAAGUGAGAAAUAAUUCUGCUUAGCAGUUCAUCAACCAUUCUCCAAUGUUUCCCCACCAUUUAACAAUGACUCAGAGGUGAUAUUUUUAUGCUGGCAUUGAGAUAAAUUAUAUCUUAUAUUUUUUAUGUUUCCUCUGAAGAAGGCUGCAAAAUCUCCACACUUUGUAAUUGUGGAGUUACUGGUGGAUACUGGGGAGGGCUGGUUAGAUUAGUCUGUUAAAAACUGAGAGCAGGAUUCUUUGAUUAUUUUUAGUAUCAGAUAUUAAUUUUAAUAAAUAUGAAUAGUUCACUUGCUUGACUGUAAAUGAUCUAAUUCUGGAAAUUGUGGUAAUUUAUUUGCUGAUCUUUUCUUUCUGAUUUUCUUCAUGUCUUUCCUAGAAGAUUUUAUAUUUUGUAUUUCUUAAUUCACUGUUGGAUUUUUUCCAACCAUGAAAUGUAAAAAUUCUAUUUAUGAAAAAGUAUUUUAUCAAGUAAUGUAUGAUUGUUGUUAAUACCGACCAAAGUGAAACCAAAUGUUUCCUGGCCUCAUCUUCAUGAAGUAUUGUGGUUUGAUGUCUCUGUAGAGCAGUUUUUCUACAUCCUUCAGUUUUACAGCCUGGUCUCACUUUUUGGGUUGCAGCUGAUUUCUAUGGCAGAGCUCUUAAAAUGGCUGCUCAGCAGAGAAAACACAGCAGCACUCAGCAGUUAGACAGUGCUCUCAGGCAUUGGUUUUAAUCAGACAAUAACAUUUGGAGCAGUCUGAACGAAGAGCAGAGUUGCUUUUCCUCCUCUGUGGGUUUACGUCCAGGAUGUUUGCUGUCGGGUUUAAUUCAAGUUAAACAUAUUAUGAACUUUAUAGUUCUGAAAACUUUGUUCUUACAAAAGAUACAGUGUGUUGACAUUUUUGGAAGAACGUCAGUAGCAUUUAAAGCUGUACUAAACAACUGACCGGUAUUUGACAUGUUAAGAUGAUGUGUGUACCCAGCAGAUUGUAUUGGCCCAGUAAUGAUGGACAAAGGGAAUACUUGUGUGAAGAUGUAGGAUCUGUAUGUUUGUUAACUUUUAUUAAACUUCUUGUUGAUUGUA
This is a messenger RNA of Xiphophorus couchianus (Monterrey platyfish), 6219 nucleotides long. RefSeq names its product solute carrier family 38 member 9 (gene slc38a9). Gene Ontology annotation, cellular component: lysosomal membrane. Bases 188 to 1864 code for a protein of 558 amino acids. Gene Ontology annotation, molecular function: L-amino acid transmembrane transporter activity. NCBI's taxonomy places the organism in Eukaryota, Metazoa, Chordata, Actinopteri, Cyprinodontiformes, Poeciliidae. Gene Ontology annotation, biological process: amino acid transmembrane transport. The record is from RefSeq and is a predicted model, not a curated record. The transcript is spliced from 15 exons.